Molecule: messenger RNA, 1713 nt
Organism: Sitodiplosis mosellana (orange wheat blossom midge)
Lineage: Eukaryota; Metazoa; Arthropoda; Insecta; Diptera; Cecidomyiidae
Product: carboxypeptidase Q-like
Exons: 4
Coding region: 151-1629 (492 amino acids)
Biological process (GO): peptide catabolic process; proteolysis
Molecular function (GO): metallodipeptidase activity
Source: RefSeq, a predicted model, not a curated record
UGAUGUAAACAAAUAGCCAACUUCACCAUUAUCUCAACGCUCGAAAAGAUGCAACUUUGAUUUGUCGUGUUUAGUCUGAAAUAAAAUGUGGAUGUGAAUUGUUGGAAGAUUGAAGUGUUCAACUACGAGUUCGUUUUGAUAUUUGUGAAAAUGUUUAAAUUUGUCAUUUUGGUUGUUUUGUUGGCGUUGACUUCAACGGUAUUUGCAAGAUAUGUUAUUGAAAGUCACAGAGAUUUGGAUUGGCAAUCGAAUAGUAUUGACGAUGGAGAAUGUUCCAGCCUAACAUCAGAACUUAUCGAAGAAAUCAAGUCACAUCAACCGAUCGUCGAUCAAAUCACAAGUGCCAUUGUUAAUGGAAAAUACUCAGGCGAUACAUGGGAUGCGUUGGCACAAAUGACAGAUAAGUUCGGUGCCAGACUAGCGGGGUCACAGAAUUUAGAGAACACAAUUGAUUACAUGGUUGAUGAAUUGAAAAAGGCCGGACUGGAUAAUGUACAUACGGAGAAUGCUACGGUACCGCGCUGGGAACGAGGUUAUGAAAAUUGUCAAAUGUUAUCACCAAAACGGGUAAAAAUCAAUAUUUGUGGCUUUGGCUAUACCGUCGGCACAUUGAAAGGUGGUUUAUUCGCGGAUGUUGUUGCUGUUGAGAGUUUUGAGGAGUUUGACAAACUGCCUGAAUCAGAGGUACAGGGAAAAAUUGUAUUGUUUGUGCCCGAAUGGCAAGGAUAUGGUAAAACUGUCAAGUAUCGCUCUCAAGCGGCUUCAGUUGCAUCGCGCAAAGGGGCUGUGGCUGCCUUAGUUCGAUCAAUUACACCAUAUUCAAUCGGUUCGCUGCACACCGGAAUGCAAACAUAUGCUGCUGAUAUUAAAAAUAAAAUUCCCGUAGCCGCUGUUACUGUUGAAGAUGCGUAUUCAAUGCUGCGUUUGUAUCGAAAGGGUGAAAAAAUCACACUUCACCUAGAAAUGGAUGAUCGAAACCUCGGUGAUGUCGUGUCCCGUAACACAAUCGCUGAAUUUGCAGGUGAGACAAAAACUCCAGUUGUAGUCGUCUCAGGCCAUUUGGACAGCUGGGAUAUUGGGGUUGGUGCUAUGGACGAUGGUGGUGGUGCAUUCAUCUCGUGGAAAGCAUUGCAUCUAUUGAAGCGAUUGAAUUUGAAACCACCAAAGCGGACAAUUCGUGCCAUCCUAUGGACGGCUGAAGAGCUCGGUAUCAUUGGAGCUAGAGAAUAUGAAAAACAACACAGAAGCAGAGAAAAUGAGGAGUUUAAUUUCUUUAUUGAAAGUGACAUGGGUACAUUCACACCACUUGGCUUAGAUUUCAGUGGCAACAAAGAGGCAGAAUGCAUCUUUAAAGAGGUAUUGAAGCUCAUGGCACCAUUAAAUGCAACGAAAUUCGAUACGCCCAUCAAUGCAGGACCAGAUAUUGAACAAUGGGUGAAUCGCGGUUUCCCCGGCGCGAGUUUAAUAAAUCAGAACGAAAAGUAUUUUUACUACCAUCACUCGGCUGGCGAUAGUAUGCUCGUUGAAAACCCAGAUGAUUUAGAUAAAAACACAGCAUUAUUCGCCAGCGCAGCAUAUGUCAUUGCAAAUUUGAGUGUUGACAUGCCAAAAGAUUUGACCGACAAUUGAAAUCAACUUCUUGGCUUUUAUUUUGAUGUGUAUGUGAUUUGCAAAUAAAAACAGAUAGAAUAUUUUGACACUGUGACCCUUGAA